Messenger RNA from Astrephomene gubernaculifera, 1084 nucleotides. Lineage: Eukaryota; Viridiplantae; Chlorophyta; Chlorophyceae; Chlamydomonadales; Astrephomenaceae. The record is from the annotation of a GenBank genome assembly.
AGUGAGAAUACUUGUAUUUUCUUUCAAGCCCGUAUACAGAGACACCAUGGCCGCCCUCGCUACCCGUGCUUCGGCUCUGCCGACCCUGGCCCAGCGCCCCCGCGUCUCGCGCCGCGCUGUGAUUGUGCGCGCUGAGGCUAGCAACCGGACCUUCCCCCGGGACUGGAUUAAGACGGAUCCUCUCGUCCCCGUCCUGGGCUUCGCUGGCUGGACCAUCCCUUCCAACAUCGGCGUCCCAGCCUUCGGCGGCCAGUCUCUGUUCGGUCUGUUCACGCAGUCCAUCGGCGAGAACCUGGCGCACUUCCCCACCGGCCCUGCCCUGGACGACAAGUUCUGGCUCUACAUGAUCACCUGGCACAUCGGCCUCUUCCUCACCCUCACCCUGGGCCAGAUCGGCGUGCAGGGCCGCCGCCAGGGCUACUGGUAAACCUCCAGCUGCCCAUUGUAGCUGCUGCAGCGACCGCCGCGGUGACACAUGUGCCCCUCGUGUGUCGUACAUGUACGACACAGUACAGAGCAGCAGAGGCAGCGACAGCUCAGACGCGUACGCUCUGUGCCUGCAACCGGCAAUGCUACUUUAGCAGCAGCAGGGGCAGCGGUGUGGGUGCCGGCGGGUAGGGUGUUGUCGGUUGGUUGAUUGACCGUUGGUACUGGACGUUGCUCGUCCUACGCUAUGGUUGAUAUGGGAGGUGGUAACGGAAGGGUCCUUUGGGGAAACUUUAACCGGCGCAUGGGUUGAUGGCCCUGCAUGUAUGUGUGUUGUCAUAUGUGUAAUGGGCAUUGCCCUGCGGCGGAAGUUAGCCCUCAAGUAGAGCGUUCUCAGAAGAGGGACUAAAAACACACUGGGUGUUUGAUACUAGCGGAGGGUUUUGAGGCAAGGAUGCAAGAGCAGAGGAGAAGCGUGUUCGGGUUCCUGGACACUAUACUCCCCGGCUUUUUGCUUUGCAAGCUAUGGAAGCUCGGGCUAAGUGGCAUUUUUCUCCCCUGGCUGCCACCUUGGCCCGUUCAUUCUAACGGAGAAGAAACAGCAUGUAUGCAUAAGAGUGGAUUUUGGACUGGUACCUUUGUAACUGGUGCUGGGUCU